This is a messenger RNA of Strongylus vulgaris, 291 nucleotides long. NCBI's taxonomy places the organism in Eukaryota, Metazoa, Nematoda, Chromadorea, Rhabditida, Strongylidae. The record is from the annotation of a GenBank genome assembly.
AUGUCCCUUCGUGCAGCGAAUGCCGUUGAUGACAGUCCACUAGGAUGGCAAGGUGCCAAAAGCACUCUCAAAGAAAGGAUCAGUUACAUGUAUUGCAAAGAUGUCCUAGCCGACGUGUACUUUAUUGUUGGGAAAGAUGACAUGAGACAGCGAAUCCCCGCGCACAAAUUUGUUUUGUCAAUCGGCUCUGUUGUUUUUGAUGCGAUGUUCAACGGCGGCCUUACACCCCAGAACUCACGAGGUAUCCCCUCUGAGUGCCUUUCUUCAGUUUCCCUCGGUUUUACAUCUUGA